CAACAGGAUAUCCGUUUCUCCACUUUGGAGAAAUCUUCGGAAAGUAUGCAAUAUACAUAUGUUGGGUAGUCAGCCACUUGAUGCCACUCAGUACCUGCGGCACAAGAAAAUUGAACAACUCCUUGCUACGGUUCAAGAAAACAGCCGUCUUGGUGAGGUUGUAGAUAUAGGUCAAGUAGCUUUCAAUGCCACACUCAAUUCUAUAUCAAAUACAAUUUUCUCUGUGGAUUUCGCCGACUCAAAUUCACAAAGGGCGCGAGAGUUCAAGAAAACUGUAUGGACACUCAUGGAAGCGUUAGGAAAACCAAACUUGGCUGAUUAUUUUUCAUUGCUUAGAAGGGUUGAUCCACAUGGUGUUAGGCACACCAUAUCCAUUCAUGCUGAUAAGUUGGUUGAGAUUUUCGAAGGUAUGUAUGACGAACGGUUGCAGCUAAGGAAAGGGCAAGCUUCUCCAACAAAUGAUGAUUUCUUGGACACUCUAAUUGACAUUGUUGAAAACAAAACAGAGGAGCUUAACGGAAUACAUGUCAUGCAUUUGUUUUUGGAUUUAUUUGUGGCUGGAACUGAUACCACCACAAGCACAUUAGAGUGGGGAAUGACAGAAUUACUCUGCAACCCAACGAUUUUACAGAAAGCCAGGGCAGAGUUAGAGGAAGUGAUCGGAAAGGCAAGGCAGGUUCAGGAAUCGGACAUUGCUUGCUUGCCAUACUUGCAAGCUAUCAUUAAAGAAACCCUCCGGAUGCACCCAGCUACUCCUCUGUUGCUCCCUCGCAGAGCUGGAGCUGAUAUAGAAAUCUGUGGCUUUACAGUGCCAGAGGGCACACAGGUGGUGGUCAAUGCAUGGGCUAUCGGUAGGGAUCCUAGCAUUUGGGAGAUGCCAAGCUCUUUUAUUCCAGAUAGAUUCUUGGGGUCGGAAAUUGAUGUCAAAGGCAGGCACUUUGAGCUGAUUCCGUUUGGUGGAGGGCGGCGGAUAUGUCCCGGACUGAAUCUGUCACUGAGAAUGUUGCAUAUAAUGUUGGGUCCUCUCAUAAACUGCUUUGAUUGGAAGCUUGAAGAUGGAGUCACACCAGAGAGCAUGAAUAUGGAGGAAAAGUUCGGGAUCACGUUACAGAAAGCUGAUCCCUUGCGUGCUAUCCCAAUCCCUCUGUGAUAUAAUCAUGAUAUUUCUUGGGGAAGACUGCUAUUAAUUUCAAAACUAUAACUGUGCCUUGUGUUAUAAUCUUUAUAUGCCUGUCCUGUAAUAAUCAAAAGUUUUAACUUUUCUUCUUCUUUGUUUGAUGUUGCUUGUCUGUAUUUAUUUUAUGCUGUCAAGGAUCUAAUUUUGAUGUUACUCAGUAAUAAAAUUCAUUUAUUUGC
Messenger RNA from Rubroshorea leprosula, 1356 nucleotides. The record is from the annotation of a GenBank genome assembly. NCBI's taxonomy places the organism in Eukaryota, Viridiplantae, Streptophyta, Magnoliopsida, Malvales, Dipterocarpaceae.